Messenger RNA from Odobenus rosmarus divergens (Pacific walrus), 2436 nucleotides. RefSeq lists its product as uncharacterized. Bases 1 to 2205 code for a protein of 734 amino acids. Gene Ontology annotation, biological process: regulation of transcription by RNA polymerase II. NCBI's taxonomy places the organism in Eukaryota, Metazoa, Chordata, Mammalia, Carnivora, Odobenidae. Gene Ontology annotation, cellular component: nucleus. The record is from RefSeq and is a predicted model, not a curated record. The transcript is spliced from 4 exons. Gene Ontology annotation, molecular function: RNA polymerase II cis-regulatory region sequence-specific DNA binding; DNA-binding transcription activator activity, RNA polymerase II-specific.
AUGGGGUGUGAGGAUGUGAGAGAUGCAUGUGGAGAGAGGGAGUGUGAAUUGAUGGUCCUGGGCCCUGGUACUGGAGACUUAAGGAUGGACAAUGUGACUUUGGAGGAUGUGGCCGUGUACUUCUCCUGGGAGGAAUGGGGUCUCCUUGAUGAAGCUCAGAGACGCCUGUACCAUGAUGUGAUGCUGGAGAACUUGGCACUGAUAACUUCUCUGGAUUGUUUGUGUGGCGUAGAGAAUGAGGAGGUGCCUUCUGGACAGAAUGUUUUUCUGGGAAGAAUGCCACAGAUCAGGUCUUCAGAACCGAAUCCAUCCACUGAGAAGGUUCACUUCUGUGAGAUGUGUGUUUCUGUCAUGAAAGAUGUUUUGUACCUGGCUGAGCAUCAAGAAACACAUACUGGGGAGAAGUCAUACACAUGUGUGGCAUGUGGGAAACACUUCUGUUUCAGUGCAACUCUUCACCAACACCAGAAUGAGCACAGUGGGAGAAAACCCAAUACCAAGGACAUGGACAGGGCUUCCUUUGUGAAGACCUAUAGAAGUCAUUCAUUAGGGAAGCCUUUCACCUGUGAGGUUGAAAAGGACUUCUUGGCCAGUUUGGGACUUCUCCAGCAUCAGGCCAUUCCCAAAGCAGUACUGAGUAUACACAACAGUACUAAGUGUGAGGGUUCCUUUCACAGUAGAAAAAGUUCUUACAAAUGUGGUGAAUGUGGAAAAGCCUUCUGUCGCAAACGUACACUUGUGCAGCACCAAAGAAUUCACACUGGAGAAGGACUGUUUGAGUGCAGUGAAUGUGGGAAAACCUUCAGCUACAAGCAUACAUUUGUUCAGCAUAAGACAGUCCACACUGGAGAAAAGCCUUUUGAGUGCAGUGAAUGUGGAAAGGCCUUCAGGUUCAAAUAUAAACUUGUUCAGCACCAACGUACUCACACUGGAGAAAGGCCUUAUGUGUGUAGUGAAUGUGGGAAAGCUUUUGGAUGCAAAUCCAAACUUGUUCGGCACCAGAGAAUUCACACCGGAGCAAGGCCUUAUGAAUGUGCUGAAUGUGGCAAAUUCUUUAGACAAAGUUCCAGCCUUGUUCAACAUCGGAGAAUUCACACUGGAGCAAGGCCUUAUGAAUGUGACGAAUGUGGGAAGUCUUUUAGCCAAAGCUCUAUCCUCAUUCAGCACCGGAGAGUUCACACUGGAGAAAGGCCAUAUGAGUGCAGUGAAUGUGGGAAAUUCUUUAGACAAAGCUCCAGCCUCAUUCAGCACCAGAGAGUUCACACGGGAGCAAGGCCUUACGAGUGUAGUGAAUGUGGGAAAUCCUUUAGCCAAAGUUUUAGCCUCAUUCUACAUCGGAGAAUUCACACUGGGGAAAGGCCUUAUAAAUGCAGUGAAUGUGGGAAAUCCUUUAGCCAAAACUAUAGCCUCAUUCAACACCAUAAACUUCACACUAGAAAAAGGCCUCAGGAGUGCAGUGAAUGUGGGAAGGCCUUCAACCGCAAAGACACACUCGUCCAGCACCAGAGAAUCCACACCGGAGAAAGGCCUUACGAGUGCAGUGAAUGUGGGAAAGCCUUCAGCCGCAAAGCCACCCUUAUCCAGCACCAGAGAAUCCAUACCGGAGAAAGGCCUUACGAGUGCAAAGAAUGUGGGAAAGCGUUUAGCCGCAAAGACAACCUUACUCAGCACAAAAGAAUUCACACUGGAGAAAUGCCUUACAAGUGUAGUGAAUGUGGAAAAUACUUUAGCCAUCACUCCAACCUAAUUGUACACCAGAGAGUUCACAAUGGAGCGAGGCCUUAUAAGUGCAACAAUUGUGGGAAAGUCUUCAGACACAAAUCCACACUUGUUCAACAUGAGAGUAUCCAUACUGGGGAAAAUCCUUAUGUUUGCAGUGAUUGUGGGAAAUCCUUUGGCCACAAAUACACCCUCAUUAAACACCAGAGAAUUCACACUGAGGCAAGGCCUUUUGAGUGCGUUGAAUGUGGGAAAUUCUUUAGUCGAAGCUCUGACUUUAUUGCACACCAGAGAGUUCACACGGGGGAAAGGCCAUUUGUGUGCAGCAAAUGUGGGAAAGAUUUCAUCAGAACAUCCCACCUUGUUAGGCACCAAAAAGUUCACACUGGAGAAAGGCCAUAUGAGUGCAAUGAAUGUGGGAAAGCCUAUAGUUUAAGCUCCCACCUCAUUAGGCACCAGAAAGUUCACACUGCAGGAAGGCUUUAGGAGUGCUUUCAACACAACGAGACUCAUAGGGAGAGGAGCUCUGUGAUUACCCUUUGAGAGGAAGACAUCAAUCAGAUGUUGAACCUCAUAUAUCAGCAUUACCACCAGGGAGAUACCUUAUGAAUGCCAGGUACAGGGAAGCUUUUCUGGGUUGUGUUGCACUUUCAAACAGGUCCUUGCCAGAUUUGUCACGCAAUGCCUGUGGCUGAAACCAUCUCAGCUCUACCAGCU